This is a messenger RNA of Alternaria rosae, 2001 nucleotides long. RefSeq lists its product as uncharacterized. The transcript has 5 exons. Bases 417 to 1562 code for a protein of 381 amino acids. NCBI's taxonomy places the organism in Eukaryota, Fungi, Ascomycota, Dothideomycetes, Pleosporales, Pleosporaceae. The record is from RefSeq and is a predicted model, not a curated record.
GGUAAUGCCACCGCUUAUCACUCUGCGUCACGCCGCACGUUCGUGCCCAAAGUGUAUCCCCAUCAGGGCCGAAUGUCGCUACCGCAGGUUUGGAUCGUUGGCAACCCCCACCCGAUACUCGUCCUAGCAACGAGUCGCGAACUUCAACGACAUAGGGCCGACUUCAUGACAAGGAUCGGAAGCGUGUCUUCAUGCCGACUCACGCACCGUUUCAUUGGGCACAUACUGCAAAAAUCAGAUGGUUCCUGCGUCGCGUAUAGCGACACAUACCUUUCCCCGUUUUGUACGGGGCUACUCUUUGCUCACUCGCAGCACUUCGACUCAUUGCAGCCGGACGAAGUACUCGCGAUCUUUUGGUCUUUGUUGAGAAGAAGUGCAUACCCUUUGGAGUUUUCACGUUUUGUUCACUGCCCAUUAUGGAUUUUGUCCGAAGAGCCGGAGACAACGUGAAUUUGGUGGUAUACGAUAACAUUCAGCCCAUUGUUUGGAUCACCACAGUUCCAUUCUUCAUAAUGGGUUUGAUAUCAUCUGUUAUCCGACUCUACACUCGAGCUUUCAUACGAAAGCCUUUUGGUACAGACGAUUGGUUCAUGCUGGUUGGAACUAUAUUAUUCAUCGGUCAGCAAUACAUUGCUUGGAUGUGGACCAUUCUAGGCGGCGGGCUGCACGUUACCGAUCCUCGUGUUAAGCCUGAAAACCUCAAGAAAAUCACCAGUUAUCUCUUCGCAGAAGAGUUCUAUUACCUUCUCCUACAAUUCUUCAUCAAGAUGUCAUUCCUCUUCUUCUAUCGCCGCACACUCGAGGUCACACCAGGUUUCAGGAUCGCGGUGAUAAUCACUAUGAUCCUGGUAGGCUUGCAGACGGGCGGUACAUGGAUUUUCUACGGCCUGCAAUGUAUCCCCAUCCAAGCCUUUUUCACCCCAGAACUAUAUCCGAAUGCUGUGUGCAUUUCCUCUGGUCUAUCAUACUACUUGCCCUCCGUUGCUAACGUCUUCAUGGACGUAGUAAUUUACCUCCUCCCCAUCUACCCUCUGUGGAACGUACAAACUACAGUCCGCCGCCGAAUCGGUUUGAUGUGCGUCUUUACCCUUGGAGGCUGCACGAUCAUAAUCUCCCUUCUUCGCUUCAUCGUCCUGUGGCAACUCGCAAACACGAAAGAUGUGUCGUACAUCUUCGGCUCCGUCACGAUCGUCACGUCUAUCGAAUUCGCGGUAGCGAUCAUCACCGCCAAUAUGCCUGGAAUGUACGGCUUCUACCGUGCAAGGAUAUCGAGAAAAGAGCAGAGUUCCACUGAGGGAUACCACUUUGGCAUUGCUACCCCUGGAUCCAAGGGCCGUUCUUUAGGGAACGCUAGUCGUGUGACAAAGGGUAGCAAACUGAGCACUCAUGGCGAGGAAGAUGAUGUAAGAACAGGGAGCCAGGAUGAGCUGUACCCAAUGAGCAAUCUCGGUGAGAGCGAAGAGGAGCAGAAUAUACGUGUCACUACGAAGGUCAUAGUUGAAGGAGAGGAUUCCAAGAGAUUGCCUAGGAGUAGUCUCAGGAGCCUCAGAAAGGGACAUUGAUGGUUGCGAUGAUGGUCGCUUCUCAACCACAUGUAGCGAGCUGAGAGGCAAGAUCGUGGAAGUGAUUAUGGCUAUGCAUUAUACCCAAACAUGCGAAGAUGUACAUGCUUGUCGAUUGGUAGCAAGUUUGCUCUAGCAUUGUUCAGCGUUGGCGCCAGGGGCGCUCUUUUCAAACUUAACACAGAGAACAGCGUACAUAGCGAAUGGCGUUUAUUUGGUCGGAAAAAGACUUGUCACAGAACGUCAAAUACAACUUCUGACACGGAACCUUCUCGGGAGUCUAUGCCCGACUUUCGCGCUAGAUCAUCGGCGUCGGGAACUCCGCACUGCGUGUUAGCGUUUCUUCACCCGCAAUACAUAUCCGAUAGGAGUAAUUCAGUGUCGCUCAUCGCUCAAUCUCAGUGCUGUACUUGCAGACUACAGAGCACCUCGUCCCCAA